AUGACGAUAGUUUCAAGAUUGUUCCGUUCCGGAUUAUCGAUCCACAAACCACUUCGAAUCUUCCUGAGGCACUGCCACAAGGAAACGGUCAACGUGACGUGGGCCAGGCCCGAGAAGGGCUGGACCAAGUUGAACUACGACGGCUCGUGCAAGUGCGAGACGGGAAAAUCAAGCAUUGGGGGCAUUUUCCGUGACUACAAAGCGGGUUUCUUGCUAGGGCAGUGGCACAAGGAAGCCAUCAACGUGACGUGGGCCAGACCCGAGCACGGGUGGACCAAGUUGAACUACGACGGCUCGUGCAAGUGCAAGACGGGAAAAUCGAGCAUUGGUGGCAUUUUUCGUGACCACAAUGCAGGUUUCUUGCUAGGGUAUGCCGAGUCGAUCGGCCAAAGCAACAGCACGCUGGCUGAGCUGGCGGCCCUCGUGAGGGGCCUCGAGAUCGUGCUGGAAAACGGGUGGAGUGACGUGUGGCUCGAGGGUGACUCCAAGGGCAUUGUCGACAUUAUCACAAGAAAGAAGGGAGUUAUCAGGUGCGCGCAGGUGCGAGCACAUGUGGCGCGCGUGAACUUGAUGGUGCCGGAGAUUAAGAACUGCGUGUUCACUCACACUUUUAGGGAGGGGAAUAGGGCCGCAGAUAAAUUCGCGCAGAUGGGGCACAAGUUGAAGAGGCCGCAGGUUUGGAGGCACGUUCCACCGAACGAGGUUUUACGUAUCGUGAAUGAGGAUGCAGAGGGAAAGACGUUCUUACGGAGAAGAUGA
Messenger RNA from Striga hermonthica, 759 nucleotides. NCBI's taxonomy places the organism in Eukaryota, Viridiplantae, Streptophyta, Magnoliopsida, Lamiales, Orobanchaceae. The record is from the annotation of a GenBank genome assembly.